Mesorhabditis belari is the source of this 468-nucleotide messenger RNA. Lineage: Eukaryota; Metazoa; Nematoda; Chromadorea; Rhabditida; Rhabditidae. The record is from the annotation of a GenBank genome assembly.
AUGCCUGGGCCGGCUGGAUUUCAUCUCGACAUCUCGAUCAGAAAUGCUGAAAACGGAGAUCCGAUAGCGUUCAAAGUGGACGGAGAGCGAUUCGAUGGAGGCACGAGAACGCUGAAAUUUGCGUCGAAUGCUCGAUACAAAAUACAGCUGACUGCCCGGCCGCCACACGAGUUCUUAUCAUUACAUCUGGCCGGCUCUGAUCUUGCCCUUUUGGCAGAAGAUCCAAAAAGUGGACAAUAUGUUGCUGAAUGGAAUACAACUGGAAUUGAUGCAACUGGGAAAGGAAGCAGACACAAUAUCAAUUUACAUUUACAAGGUCCGGGCGGAUUGCUGAAAAAGCAACUGCAGACGAAAUUCUAUAACCGAGACGACUCACACGCUGAAUGGGGACACAAAUUAGAGAAAUUGAUCUGGAAAUGCUCGGUGGAUGAUCGAGGGAAUAUUUCGGUGAAUGAUGAGGAAUAUAAA